Messenger RNA from Drosophila mauritiana, 1679 nucleotides. RefSeq names its product probable cytochrome P450 12d1 proximal, mitochondrial (gene Cyp12d1-p). Gene Ontology annotation, molecular function: monooxygenase activity; heme binding; iron ion binding. The transcript has 4 exons. The coding region runs from base 17 to 1582 and encodes 521 amino acids. The record is from RefSeq and is a predicted model, not a curated record. NCBI's taxonomy places the organism in Eukaryota, Metazoa, Arthropoda, Insecta, Diptera, Drosophilidae.
CACCAAAAGGAAUAGAAUGAAUACAUUGAGCAGUGCGCGAUCUGUGGCGAUAUACGUAGGCCCCGUUCGAUCUUUAAGAUCAGCCUCCGUUUUGGCACACGAUCAAGCUAAAUCUAGUAUAGCGGAGGAACACAAGACCUACGAUGAGAUUCCGCGGCCCAAUAAAUUCAAAUUCAUGAGGGCUUUCAUGCCCGGUGGUGAAUUCCAAAAUGCAUCGAUUACGGAAUACACCAGUACCAUGCGAAAGCGUUAUGGAGAUAUCUAUGUAAUGCCCGGUAUGUUUGGCCGUAUGGAUUGGGUCACCACAUUCAACACGAAGGACAUUGAGAUGGUAUUCCGCAACGAGGGUAUCUGGCCACAUCGUGAUGGCCUAGAUUCCAUCAUAUAUUUCCGCGAACACGUUCGACCAGAUGUUUACGGUGAGGUUCAAGGAUUGGUGGCUUCACAAAACGAGGCGUGGGGAAAACUAAGAUCAGCCAUUAAUCCCAUCUUCAUGCAACCCAGGGGCUUAAGAAUGUAUUACGAACCACUGUCUAAUAUCAAUAAUGAGUUUAUAGAGCGCAUUAAGGAAAUCCGCGAUCCAAAAACUCUGGAAGUUCCCGAAGAUUUCACGGAUGAAAUAAGCCGGCUUGUUUUCGAGUCACUCGGCCUGGUGGCUUUCGAUCGGCAAAUGGGUCUGAUUCGAAAAAACCGCGAUAAUCCCGAUGCAUUGACCCUCUUCCAGACCUCGAGAGAUAUUUUCCGGCUCACAUUCAAGCUAGACAUCCAGCCCUCCAUGUGGAAGAUAAUAUCGACGCCCACCUACAGGAAAAUGAAGCGAACUCUCAAUGACAGUUUGAAUGUGGCCCAAAAAAUGUUGAAGGAAAAUCAGGAUGCACUGGAAAAGCGUCGCCAGGCUGGCGAAAAAAUAAAUAGUAACAGUAUGCUGGAGAGAUUAAUGGAGAUCGAUAGCAAGGUGGCGGUGAUUAUGAGUCUGGACAUCCUCUUCGCCGGUGUGGAUGCCACAGCCACGCUUCUGUCGGCUGUUUUACUGUGCCUCUCAAAGCACCCGGAUAAGCAGGCGAAGCUGCGGGAGGAGCUCUUGAGUAUCAUGCCCACAAAGGAUUCACUACUCAACGAGGAGAGCAUGAAGGAUAUGCCAUAUUUGAGGGCUGUGAUCAAGGAGACGCUGCGAUACUAUCCCAAUGGCUUGGGAACCAUGAGAACCUGCCAAAACGAUGUUAUACUUUCGGGCUACCGGGUGCCCAAGGGAACGACUGUGCUGCUCGGCUCAAAUGUGCUGAUGAAGGAAAGUAAAUAUUAUCCGCGACCAGAUGAAUUUCUGCCGGAGCGCUGGCUAAGGGAUCCGGAAACCGGAAAGAAGAUGCAGGUCAGCCCCUUCACCUUCCUUCCCUUCGGCUUUGGACCCCGCAUGUGCAUUGGCAAGCGAGUGGUGGACCUGGAAAUGGAGACCACCGUGGCCAAGUUGAUUCGCAAUUUCCAUGUGGAGUUCAAUCGGGAUGCCAGCCGGCCAUUCAAGACCAUGUUCGUCAUGGAACCGGCAAUUACGUUCCCCUUCAAAUUCACGGAUGUCGAACAAUAAUUCGCGUUGUAUUCAUUUCCUUUACUUGUGUUCCUUAUAGUUACGAUUUUUGAUUACAGUAAAUGUUUGGCUGAUGAAAUGCAGAUAAGAAUUUUGC